ACGCCCCAGCCGCUGCUUCGGCUCGGCAGGCAUCAUGCUGCGAAUCUCUCUCUUGCGGCUACUAGGACGUACAGGGCUAAGUAGGGGUCUGUGCCUACAGGACUCGAGGCUACGCCACUACAGUUCAUGUCCUCUCGGUGCCCGCGACGAUGCCCAGGACGCGCGCGCCUACUUCACAACACCUAUUUUCUACGUGAACGCGGCGCCGCACAUCGGACACCUGUACUCGGCGCUACUAGCGGAUGCCCUGUGCCGCUACCGUCGCCUCCGAGUUCCCAGCGCCGCCGCCACGCGCUUCUCCACCGGUACCGACGAGCACGGCCUGAAGAUUCAGCAGGCGGCAGCCACUGCAGGCCUGGCCCCAGCCGAGCUGUGCGACCAAGUCUCUGCCCAGUUCCAGCAGCUUUUCCGGGAGGCUAGCAUCUCCUCCACGGACUUCAUCCGCACCACCGAGGCCCGGCAUCGGGUGGCUGUGCAGCACUUCUGGGGGGUGCUGAAAGCUCGGGGUCUGCUCUACAAGGGGCUCUAUGAAGGUUGGUAUUGCGCCUCCGACGAGUGCUUCCUGCCUGAGGCCAAGGUCACCCGGCAGCCGGGCCCGUCGGGGGACUUGUGUCCUGUCUCUCUCGAGAGCGGGCAUCCCGUCUCCUGGACCAAGGAAGAAAACUACAUUUUCAGGCUUUCCCAGUUUCGGGAGCCGCUCCAGCGGUGGCUACGGGGCGACCCUCGGGCGAUCACCCCCGAGCCAUUCCAUCACGCAGUCCUUCAGUGGCUAGAGGAGGAGCUGCCGGACCUGUCCGUCUCUCGCAGGAGUAGCCACUUGCACUGGGGUAUUCCGGUGCCCGGGGACGAUUCGCAGACCAUCUACGUUUGGCUGGAUGCGUUGGUCAACUACCUUACUGUAAUCGGCUACCCAAAUGCUGAGUUUAAAUCUUGGUGGCCGACCACCUCUCAUAUCAUAGGCAAGGACAUUCUCAAAUUCCAUGCUAUCUAUUGGCCUGCCCUCCUCUUAGGGGCUGGCAUGAGCCCACCACACCGCAUCUAUGUCCACUCUCACUGGACGGUCUGUGGCCAAAAGAUGUCUAAGAGCUUGGGCAACGUGGUGGAUCCUAGGUCUUGCCUUGACCGCUAUACUGUGGACGGUUUCCGCUACUUUCUCCUUCGGCAGGGCGUCCCCCACUGGGACUGUGAUUACUAUGAUGAAAAGGUGGUUAAAUUGCUAGACUCUGAGCUGGCAGAUGCUUUGGGAGGUCUCUUGAAUCGAUGCACUGCCAAAAGGAUAAAUCCUUCCGGGACCUACCCGGCCUUCUGCACUACCUGCUUUCCCAGUGAGCCAGGGUUGGUGGGGCCAUCAGUUCGUGCUCAGGCAGAGGACUAUGCUCUUGUGAGUGCAGUGGCCACUUUGCCCAAGCAGGUAGCAGACCACUAUGAUAACUUUCAGAUCUAUAAGGCUCUGGAGGCAGUGUCCAGCUGUGUCCGGCAAACUAAUGGCUUUGUCCAAAGGCAUGCACCGUGGAAGUUAAAUUGGCAGAGCCCAGUGGAUGCUCCCUGGCUGGGUACUGUGCUUCAUGUGGCCUUGGAAUGUUUGCGAGUCUUUGGAACUUUGCUCCAGCCCGUCACCCCAAGCCUAGCUGAUAAGCUGCUAUCCAGGUUGGGGGUCUCUGCCACAGAGAGGGGCCUUGGAGAGCUCUAUUUCUUGCCUCGAUUCCAUGGACAUCCCUGCCCUUUUGAAGGGAGGAGGCUGGGAUCUGAAACUGGGCUCUUGUUUCCAAGACUGGACCAGUCCAGGGCCUGGCUGCUGAAAGCCCAUAGGACCUAGAAACUCAUCUUAACUGGCUUGUGGUAAAAAGGCAAAUGUGUUAUUUUCUUAUUUUGCAUUUUCAGGAAAGUUAUAGUAAAUGUUUUCUAAAGUGUUGCAUCAAGUGAGCAUGUAAGCGAUGUCCCUGUGAAAAGGGGUUUGUAGCUUUUCAGGUGCUUAUCUCUACUCUUCAGUUCUCUGUGCCCAUUAACCACUGUCCUUUGCACACCAGUGUCUCUAAGAUGUCUCCAGGGGAAAGAUGGGUAAGAGACAACUUUGCUGAUACUAUUCCUUCUCAUUGUGCCUCCCUCCAAACCACAGUUAUGUUAUUUGCCCAACUACCUCUCAUGGCUUGUUUUUCAUUGGCUUGGCCACUGCUGGGCAAAUUAGUGAGAGUGGGGGUUGGAGGCCCCCCUACCUCGUCUUUUACAGGGCAGCCCUCCUUUGUUAUAUAUGUUGGGUCCCCUGUUAAAAAGAGAUUCUUUUAUUAAAACCUUAAAAACCAGUGUCCUAGACUAGAAGAUUUUUGCCCAUGUUUAUAUUUUCAGUUCUUAAAACCAUGACUCCCUACUUUGUUAGUUAAUAGUCUCAAUAGUUGUACUGUGUAACAUUACAUUUCAGCCAGUAGAUGGCUCUAGUCUCACAUAUUUAAUUACCUAACAUUGAGGUUUCAGAAUAUUUAGAAUAGUUUUCUGCUUUCUAAUUUUGCUGAAUUUAAAUUUGAAGAAAAUUUUUAUUGCCUUUUUUCUUUUCAUGAGUGAGGAAGAUUGUCGCUGAGCUAACAUCUGUGCCAGUCUUCCUCUAUUUUGUAUGUGGGAUGCCGCGACAGUUCUGUGACAGGGAUGAUGCGUCUGUAGGUCUGUGCCUGGGAGCUGCACCUGCAAAACCCGGGCUGCCGAAGUGGAGCACGCGAACUUAACCACUAUGCCACCGGGCUGGCCCCAGCCUUUUUUAAAAUAAGGGAAAACUGCAGCCACUACUGUUUUAUAGAAAGCAAUAAACAAAAGAUCAGAAUCCUCAGUUUUUUUCAGACUACUGAAAAUGGACAUUUACUGUAUUAAAUGUUUAGUAUGCUAGUAAGUAAAUGUAUCAAGUUUGGACAAUCUAUGAUGGAUUAUAAAGCUCUCUUGGGGUACUUGGUAUGUUAAAAAUUUUAAACUUUAAUAACGUUAGAUUUACGGGUAUGAUUUAAAAAAUGUGUAAGUAGCCUCAAAGGGCAUUUUUUUUUUUAUAUUUCUUAGUCUUAAUUUUGUUAUCUAUGUAUAUAAUUUACCUUACAUGAUUUCUUUUGGUCUAUCAGGGACUAUAAUGUAUAGAAAUUGUUGAAUAGUAAUUAUAAGUGUUAAUAUAUUUACUUUCAAGUAUUUUUUUACUGAUUAUUUCUUUUGC
Messenger RNA from Equus quagga, 3184 nucleotides. RefSeq names its product methionine--tRNA ligase, mitochondrial. Bases 35 to 1816 code for a protein of 593 amino acids. The transcript has a single exon. Gene Ontology annotation, biological process: methionyl-tRNA aminoacylation. NCBI's taxonomy places the organism in Eukaryota, Metazoa, Chordata, Mammalia, Perissodactyla, Equidae. Gene Ontology annotation, molecular function: ATP binding; methionine-tRNA ligase activity. The record is from RefSeq and is a predicted model, not a curated record.